Messenger RNA from Lethenteron reissneri (Far Eastern brook lamprey), 6910 nucleotides. RefSeq names its product choline O-acetyltransferase (gene CHAT). Gene Ontology annotation, molecular function: choline O-acetyltransferase activity. Lineage: Eukaryota; Metazoa; Chordata; Hyperoartia; Petromyzontiformes; Petromyzontidae. Gene Ontology annotation, biological process: acetylcholine biosynthetic process; neuromuscular synaptic transmission. Gene Ontology annotation, cellular component: cytoplasm; neuron projection. The record is from RefSeq and is a predicted model, not a curated record.
ACCACCACCACCAACCAACAGCAGCCACCACUGCUGCUGCCGCGACGUUCUCGCUUCGGUUCAGCCGCAGCUCGCUCAACUCCCCACCCAGCUGGGAUUCGAACUCUAGUGGACCAAGGCGAAAAGAGGAGAAUAUUCGAAUACAAUAACCCGGAAUACAAUAACGCGGUGCUGCAGUGGUGGGAGACACCAUGCCCGUGCUCGAGAAGCCAUCGAAGGAGGCCAGAAGGAGAGACAGCCAGGCCAUCCCACUGCUGCCCGUGCCACCUCUGGCCGACACCCUGCGGCGCUACCUGGACUGCAUGCGGCACCUUGUGGCCCCCGAGCAGUUCCGGCGCACGCAGGUGCUGGUGGAGCGCUUUGCGGCGCCGGGGGGACACGGGGAGCGUCUGCAAAGGGCCCUCGUGGAGCGACGCACGCAGCACACGAACUGGGUGUAUGAGUGGUGGCUCAACGACAUGUAUCUUGACAAUCGAGUACCAUUGCCCGUCAACUCUAACCCGGGAAUGGUUCUGCCAAGGCAGCUCUUCCGAGACCAGGCUGACCAACUACGAUUUGCUGCUCGGCUCAUCUCAGGAAUCCUGGACUACAAGGUGGUGAUUGAUGCGCGUGCGCUGCCGCAGGACUUUGCGCGGGGCCAGCUCUCAGGCCACCCGCUGUGCAUGGAGCAGUACUACCGCCUCUUCUCGUCGUACCGCUUGGCCGGGCACCCGCGCGACACCCUGGUCGCGCCACGCAGCACCGUCAUGCCGGAGCCAGAGCACAUCAUCGUGGCCUGCAACAACCACUUCUUCGUGCUGGACGUCGUCAUCAACUUCCGACGCCUGAGCGAGACGGACCUCUUCACGCAGCUGGGGAAGAUCUUGAAGCUGGCCGAGGCGGACAAGGUGCCAACUCCUCCCAUCGGCCUCCUCACCACCGACGGGCGCAGCACGUGGGCUGCCGCGCGCACAUGCCUGGUCAGAGAUUCGACCAAUCGAGACUCGCUGGACGCGAUCGAGCGCUGCAUCUUCCUCCUGUGCCUGGACGGCGCCAUCAAUCGCCCGCUCACGGACGUGGCCCUGGCGGAGAACAUGCUGCACGGAGGGGGUGCGCGCGCCAACAGCGGCAACCGCUGGUUCGACAAACCCAUGCAGUUCAUCGUGGGCCGGGAUGGAGCGUGCGGAUUGGUGUACGAACACUCACCGGCGGAGGGCAUUGCCGUGGUGCAAUGUGUGGAGCAUCUACUCUCCUACAUCAAGGACACGUCCCAGAGGAAGCUGCUGCGCGCCGACUCGGUGUGCGAGCUGCCGGCCCCGCGGCGCCUGCGCUGGAAGCUCAGCCCCGAGAUUCACGAGCACUUGGCGUUCGCGGCGCGGAACCUCGACUCGGUGGUGGAAAAUCUCGACCUCCUCAUCGACCGCUUUUCGGGCUACGGGAAGGAGUUCAUCAAGCAGCAGCGCAUGAGCCCCGACGCCUACGUACAGGUGGCCCUGCAACUGGCCCACUACAAGUGCCACGGGCGGCUGGUGUCUACGUACGAGAGCGCCUCCUUGCGCCGCUUCCAGGAGGGUCGCGUCGACAACAUUCGCUCUGCCACGAGGGAGGCCUGGGAUUUCGUGCGAGCCAUGGGCAGGUCGUCGGCGAGCCUCGGCGAGGCCGGGGAGGCAGCAGCCGGCGUGUCCGAUGCUGAGAGAAUGGAGCUCCUGUGGAAGGCGAUAAAGGCACAGACGGAUUACACCAUACUUGCUAUAACAGGAAUGGCCAUUGACUGUCACAUGUUGGGGCUACGGGAGAUUGCGCGCGAGCUGGACCACGAUCUGCCCGAGGUGUUUAAGGACAUCACCUACAUCCAAAGCAACCUCUUCGCUAUGUCCACCAGCCAGAUCCCCACCACGAUGGACGCAUUCAUGUGCUAUGGCCCCGUGGUGCCGGAUGGCUACGGGGUCUCCUACAACCCCAAGGACAACCACUUCAUCUUCUGCAUCUCCAGCUUCCACUCUGACCCCACCACGGGCUCGGAGCACUUCUCCCGCGCGCUGCACGACAGCCUCGAUGAGAUGCAGGCGCUGUGCGAGAGGCAGAACAAGCGCGCACAGCGGCCUGCCACGACGCCUUCCAAGGCCCCCGCUACUGCCCCCGCCACGGCCGCCACCACCACCACCACCACAAAUCGUGGCACAGUUCCGGCCGUGGCUUCCGCCGUGGCCAGCAAUGGAUCUUCGGCAAUUGCCGGCGCAAAGACCAAACAGUGAGAAAGUUUGAGAGCAUCGACUUGGGGCGAGGAUUGAGCAGGGAUAGAAGUCAUGUAGAGGUUGUUAUCAACAGGACUAGGCAGGUAUACGGAUAAUGAGACAUUUGCAUUAUGGGACAUGCUGAUUAUGUAUUCAUCACCCAUAGGGCUACACAGUACAGAUAUAUGCGUGUUUACACAGGGCAUUCACUUACAAACUAGUCCACCAUAGCAUGAGGUUGGUGCCAGACUGGACAGACUAUAUAUGAAUGUACAGAGACUACUAUGUACUGGUCUUUGAUAGGACUAGAAUGACCAGUAUGUCGGUCUAGACCAGGGGUAAAAAAAACUAAAAAUUUCAAGACUCUCAAUGCACGUGGUAAAUACGAGAUGGUGGCCCUUAAUAACGUCACGAAGCAGCGGUCCUUGAAGAGUCGCGUGCGUCUCCGGAGCCGCAGGUUGACGACACCUGGGUCUCGACAGAUCUAUGACGAACUCGAUCGUGCGUUUACAGAUUGAUUCUGAAUGUUACUUGGCAGGUAUCGGUAUAGGCAUUCAUAUGGGCGGUUCCACAACAAUGUGACGAUAAGUACAGCGCAGAUGUAUUCAACACGGAGGUGAAAUGGCCUCUAACACCCUGCGCAAGGACAUUUAGAAACUAUACAAGCCCAAAUUAUGAUUGUUAAAUUAUGUGAUCAUCUGUCCCGUGAUGUAAUUCCAUUAUCGUGAUAAUGAGAAUAGGUUUUCCCCUUUUUUCUGUCAACAAAAUAAACUGAAACCUUUUUACAAGGAAUCAUGUCUGCAUUAACCACAAUACUUGUGGCCAGAAUGCAAACAAAAAACAUACUCUGAUAAGAAAUGCAUUGUCUUUGAAACUGAUUGCUCCACACCAGAGACACCUUUCUUUUGAGCCUAGUCAGCGAAACUCAAACAUGAUUAAUCGAAGCAGAGAUUUGACAUCAGAACUCUAAUAAAAUGCAAUUGACAUAGCUGCCAAGGGCCAUUGGAAAAUUCGGAUUCCCCACUCGGUUCAUAGACACUUGCAAGCAGCUAUACUCCAAACCCUCCUGCGACAGUCAAACCCAACAGCUUCCAACUGAGUCGAGGCACGAGGCAAGGCAUCCCCCCCCCCCACCUCUUUUCUCUUUGCACUGGAAUUCAGAUCCAGUCUAGGCAUUUUCGGAAUACGCAAGGCGAUGAAAGAAAAAAAAUCAAUCUCGACGCAGACGACAUCCUGCCAACCGUAUCCGAACCCACGACCUCUGGCUGUGAUUUGAAUUCAAUGACAUCGGAACUAAUGCCACUUUCCCCAGUCUCUCCCAAGCCUCCAGACGCACUCUCGCCAUUCAGAUGGUGGCCAACCCAGAUCAGAUAUCUAGGUGUAAAUAAUCCCUCCCCCCCCUCCCCACUCUCUUCCAGAGGAAUUCCCCACCGCACCUACAGGAUAUCUCGACUUCGCUUCCUACAUGGAAUUAUAUCCCUAUCUCCCGAACCAUACCCACCUUCCUGUCCACUCAACCUAGUCCCCCCCACCCCCACCCAGAAACCCCUAGAAGGCUCUGAAACAGAAGGAAGUAGUUGACUACUGUACCCCCCGAAUAGAAGGCCUCAAAAUGAGAGGAAAGCUCUUCGGUCUGUAGUUCCCUAACACCCCCCUCCACUCAUCUGGCAGCCGCUCCUGGACCCCCCCACCCUCACCUGUUUCUUUUUUACUUCCUUCCCUCUACUCCCGUCCCAUACUUGAGUAUAAAUGCCCCCCCCCCCUCCCCACUCCCAAACGAGUACACUCCUUACAGAAAGAGUCGCUGCCCCAAAGGACACAGCCUGUAGAAUACCCCCCCCCCCCCCCACUUCGAGUGUAGUCUCUCGCAACCGCCGGAUACACAUUGAGUCCAUUUUUUUAAAAUCUUAAAUUCACAACCUUCCAAUAAUGAGUCAAGCUUCUCUCACUACAGCACCACCUGGCAUGAUGAAUGCCACGGAGUUGUAAAUUGUUCAUGAACGAUUUGUUUAUCAAAUGUCAAAUUUACAAUGUGGACUGUCACUGGCACCUAAAAAUCAAACAAAAUCUUGUUUUUUUUAUUGAAAAUAUUCACGAAUGAAGAGUGAGGCAUCUGUCUUUAAAUAAUUUAAUUCUCAUCAGUGUUACAUAAUUAAUACAUCGGGAAAUCCAAUCUUGAUAUUUUGUCCCAUUAAACCAGCAUUUUAUUAGGCUUUGGGGCUUUCGUUUCUUUUAUAUCUCAAAGUGCAUUUUACAGCCCUGUACUUUUAAUAUCAGGGCAGUCAUCUCCUGCAUCAGUGAAUAUACAGUUUUGCUCCAGUUGGUAAGGUCUAAUCUGUCCAAGUGCUGCUGCGUCAGAAGGUUGCCAGUUCAAAUCCUGGCCAAAAACAUGAACACCACUUUGUAGAAAGUCGGCAGUGGUUGUGCUUUGGUGAGAUUGAUACUUCGCAUUGUAAUGUGGAAUUAACACCACGAGCUUGGGGGCACCGAUAGAGAUGGAUACCAUCACAUGCUGAUUUGAGAUUUUAAAUUGACUUCAGCUCUCGCUUGCAUAAGAACAUUAAAGGGUCUUAAUGGCUUUGCGCAUUCGAGCUAUAUGAUGCAGACUCUAGCAAAUAAUCCUGUACUGUGAAUUAUUUAUCAUUGAUUGCAGGAUGGGUAGAGCAUGGUGGGUUUACCAGUGAUGGCCUAACAACCCUGCCGCUCAGCCAGGUGUAUUUGGAAAGGUGUUUGCCACGCGAUUCUCCACCAUGUGCAGAGUUGGCUGUGCUUUCAUGCAAGUGCUUGCAUGAAGUGCUUUGUGUUGUGCAUUUCCAAAUACACAGAAAGCAUUGAGUCAGCCCAAGGCUACACUCAACUUCUAUUGAGAGACAUUAUUGUGCGCAGUAACAAAGAGCAAGAUUGUGUGUGUCUGCUUUUAGCAUUAAAGAGCCAAGAGAAUGGUGACCUCUUGGUUGGGCAUUGCUUGGGGUUUAAUGCAUAGUGGCAUGAAGUGACAUGGAUGAACUGAAAAAGGCGAAAGUGAACAAAACAAUGGCAGUAGCUUUCCUGAAAGUCCGUUGAUUGACUGCGUUUCCAGAACUUUCACAUGGAACAUGCAGCACUGCGUGGAAUUCCAAUGUGAAUCUGUCACGUUUGUUUCUGCACUUACGUACUUAUACUUUCCAUGCGUGUGUUCUUAUAUGUGCGUGUUGAAAAUAUUAUGCCACCAAUGCACGAAUAGUGUUGGCAGUAUUAACGAACUGCAAUAUUUCAUCUGGUUUAGACUGUGAAUAAGAAAUAAAUAUAGCGAUGGUAAAGAAAUGACGUAAAUGAAAACCUCUAUCUUAUAUAUAUAAAUGACUAUAUUGUCAAAUGUUAUAGAAGUAUAUGUACACAUAAAAAAUAAAACAUAUAUUAUACAAACACGUUAACCUACUAGAUGUGCAAUAUAUCACAGAUGCAUGUGUAUAUACAUAGAAAUAUACAUGCUCAACUCUUUAUGGGAAUAUUCCCACUCCAAAACUUCACUACCAAUGUCAUGAACCUGCACUUCCAAAACCAAUUAUUCAACAUUCAUGCCAUUAUAAACUAGGGCACAGCUCCAAUAAUAACCUUACAUGAGUUGCGAUUCAAUUUCCCAUGCUGCAUUAGUUUAUCGUUGAGCAAACUCAUUCCCACCUUCCACAAUGACCUUGAUGUUUGUAAUUAUUCUGGUAGGCUAUUGAAAAUGGUCCUCCAGUGUUUCCUGCCACACUUAGAAACAUGCGUUCCGAGUAUUUGGCUGCUAUACAUUUCUGCACGAUGAGCCACUUCGUUGAGCUAUCAUUCGUCACCCGGUUGCUUCUGAAGAAAGAGCUAUUAUACGAUUCAGUGGGGCUUACUUGGUAAAACUUUUUUUAUGUUUAUCGUUUUUAAAAGGAAAUGACAUAGGUCAGUUCUUUUUCUCAAAACGAGUUGCUGUCAUUUUUGCCAUGGCAGGUUGCUCUGUCUACAGGUCCACAUCUGGAACCCGCAUCAUUGCAAACUGUGGUUAAGUCUCAUGAGCAUGAUAAUAUUUGGUGUGUAAUUCACUGUACACGCUUAUCAGCUGAUCUAUUUUAUUGCACAAAGUUAAUAUUUGUAAAUACACAAAUAAUUUUCUUUUUUCAUGUCUUGGUGAAUUGUGAAGAACCAAAAAGAUGGUCCAGGAUCUGCUUAUUACCAGGAAAAACGAUUUGGUCCAUUUCUGUCCAUGGGUCUCUUGGCACCCUCGGCACCCAUGCAAAUAUUCCAUCUCAAGGGAAUAUGGAGGUGAUUUUUUGUUUAUCAAACGAAUAAAUAUUCACCAAAUGACAAAAGUGCCAGUGCAAAAAAAUUGAAGUGGUCGACCUUUUGACCCAUGGACCAAAAUGUGGUUUUAGGGAUGAUACAGAUCUUUAAAGUUUACUAUAAUGAUGCAGAGUUCUAUUUAUUUACCUCAAGUAUGUUUUAUUUAAUUUCAACUGUUAUCAUUUGUACUAAUAUAAAUGUGUUUACAUCUUGCAUAUGAAGCUAGUUUUUUGUACCUAAUUAAUGUCAUGUUACUCUUGUAUAUUUCUGUUCUAAAACUCAUAUUUAUGUAAACUAUUGUUCCUCAGGUCUUGUUGGCAAGUGAUUAAAUUCACCUACAUUAACCUAGCAUUCCAUUUCAAAAGGCGUGUUGUUUCAAUCUAUGUAUGUUGAACUUCUAUCGCACC